AACUUUUCACUGCAUUGAAAUUACAUUGUUAUGGCUUCUUUGCUCCAAUUGAGCAACCAGCAGCUUACAUAAUAGUAAUAUCAAACAAGCAUGGCAAGCAAGAGGAACCAUCAGCCAAAUCCUUGCAAAGUCUUUGUUGGGAACAUAAGCUACAGGGUAACAUUCCAAGAACUUUCAGAAUUCUUUUCUCAGUUUGGGCCAGUAGAAUAUUCCCAAAUUGUGAAGGAUCAUAAGAAGCUUUGGUCUAGAGGAAUUGGGUUUGUGACGUUCAAGAAUGCUGAGUCAGCACAACUUGCCCUAGGAGCUUCGGAUGAUGUACUGUGUCUGGAUGAACGUAUUUUGCGAGUAUCUACACCAAAGAAACCCAAGAGACGACUUGUGGUGGAUGAAGUGGAGGAUGUGAAGACAAGUGGGGAGGACAGUGGAGUGUCCGUAGAGGGGGGCUGCUCUGUGGGGGGUGGCUCUGCUGCAGGGGGUAGCUCCAGGGAGCCAGGACAAGACAACAAGAGUGUUGUGCUCAACAGUGACACUCUGAUACACAUCUUCUCAUAUCUCAGUCUCAAGGACAGGAUUGUUGUAGAGAGAGUGUGCAAGAGCUGGUUGAUGGCUGCUCGUCUAUUGUGGAAGACAGUUAAAUCGCUCCAUUUUAGAGGAAUCUUCAAAGCAUUCACGGGAAAAUAUGAAAGUCUCUCUGAUGACAUUCUGCACUCUGUACUCAAGCGUGGUUGCCAUGGGUUACAAGAGUUGAGCUUGUCCGCAUCACCACGAAAACUCUCGGACUUUGCACUCGAUGUGAUUGGGAUGUACUGUCCCAAGCUGGAGGUGUUGGAUAUAUCGGGGGUUUCCCUAACCACAACCUCGUUCAACCUGCUGACUCAGCGAUGCAAUGGACUCACGUGGUUGAAGUUGGCUGGUUGCCAUCAAGUUGGAGAGAAAGGGUUAUGGUGGGCGCUGCAUAAUUGUCAGUCACUGGAGAGCCUCGACAUCACUGGGAAUAGACGAAUCACAGGGCAAUGUUUCUAUCUCGCUGGGUUUCCAUCCUCGACUGAAGGUCAUACGGAGGUCAAAGGUCUACCAUCCACAACGAAGAUCAAAGAUCUAACCACCACGCCAAAGAUCAAAGGACACCUGAAGAGGCUGAUACUCGAGGCCUGCAGUUCCGUCAAAGAUGAAGGGAUAUGUCUGCUGAGUCAGCACAAUGUCCCCGUCCUAGAGGUAGUCAACAUCAACCAAUGCCAGCUGCUCACUGGAGUGGCCAUCAGGAGCUUGGCAUCUUAUUGUCGAUCACUGAGAGAGCUCUACUUUGCAGGGCCUAACGAUAAUGUGAGCCCCUCUGACUUGGACCCAAUCGGAUCUCUGGAUAAUUUGGAAGUGUUGGUGGUGGACAAGCAGCUGUCGUUCAGAGACCACCUCCUCUCAACCAUCACCAAGAACUGCCCCAGGCUAACGAGGUUGUCAUGUCAGGGCUGUUACGAUGUAACUGAUGUGGGUGUGGCUUGUCUCUCGGACUGCACACAACUCACCAAUCUCAACCUCAGCUACUGCCAUCAGGUGAGUGAUGAUGGUUUGAAGCAGCUGUGUACUGUGGGGGGGCUGACCACACUCACCCUCAGGGCAUGUCUCGCCAUCACUGGUCAAGGUCUCCAGCAGCUAGCCUGUCAUUGCCUCCAGCUGACGGAGGUGGACAUAUCCGGUUGCCUUGGUAUCAGUAAUGACACUCUGUACUCGUUCCAAGAGUCACUACUCCACUUGAGACGAAGACCUCGCUCGUUCUCCAUAGCACUCGGCGGCACAUCCAUUACUGGUGAGGUGGCCACAAUGUUUGCAGCUGACACUGGGUCCUCCAUCUCCCUACAUGACCUCUCUGUACCCAGCCUCUCCGCUCACUACGACCCAUUCAUUGACAUACCUCCUUUUGACGAACCGUGGGACAGUGACAAUGAAGCUCCCAGGGAGCUCCUCCAGUUGACCUCUGACCCCUACGAGGGAUUCUCAUCUCGGCCAGACCGGGACUACCUAAUGGAGAAGGCGGAGGACUUCCUGUUAGCAGAUGACCCCGCCCUCUUUAGUGACGAGUUCUCCGGAGGGGAGGAGUGGCUUGACACUUAGUAACACUCACAUGCACAUACAUUAAUGUUAUAUGUUUUAUAUUUCAUAAGUCUAGCUGGUGUUCUAUUGUUUCUUACAGUACAUCUCUUGAUCACAUAUAUUUAUCCUUACAGUACGUCUCUUGAUCACAUAUUUAUCCCCUCCCAAUUAAAGC
Messenger RNA from Halichondria panicea, 2263 nucleotides. RefSeq names its product F-box/LRR-repeat protein 7-like. The record is from RefSeq and is a predicted model, not a curated record. The transcript is spliced from 19 exons. Gene Ontology annotation, cellular component: cytoplasm. Gene Ontology annotation, molecular function: RNA binding; protein binding. Bases 91 to 2109 code for a protein of 672 amino acids. NCBI's taxonomy places the organism in Eukaryota, Metazoa, Porifera, Demospongiae, Suberitida, Halichondriidae.